Anopheles marshallii is the source of this 2400-nucleotide messenger RNA. Its product is annotated as zinc finger protein 43-like. Gene Ontology annotation, molecular function: zinc ion binding. The transcript has 5 exons. Gene Ontology annotation, cellular component: nucleus. The coding region runs from base 1 to 2400 and encodes 799 amino acids. Lineage: Eukaryota; Metazoa; Arthropoda; Insecta; Diptera; Culicidae. The record is from RefSeq and is a predicted model, not a curated record.
AUGGCAGAAGAUUUAUCGAUCAAUAAAAAUAAGAUAUUUACCCAACGGUACGGCAACAGUAAUAACGAUAUUUGUCGGCUGUGUUUAAAAAAUGAGGCCCACAUGGAACCACUGUUCUACUCCAACUUAUUCCCCAACAUUUUACUCACGAAGAAGAUAUACGAUUGCACCUCAAUACAGAUAAUCUACGAACGUAACUUGCCAAUGUUUGUGUGUAAGCUGUGCGCCAACAAGCUGGACGAGUAUGUGCGAUUUCGCGAUCGUUGCAUAGCAAACGAUGAAUUUUUGCGCAACGCUCUGGCGGCGUUCGAUGCGAACGGUGGGGGUUGCUCGGGCGGGAUAAAAAUGGAACCGGAAGAUACGCCGCCUCCCCCUUCCUUGCCACCGGCUGCUCCGACAACGGCCAAGUUCGCCCAAUGCCUUACGGUGACACCGAUGGAGCUAAACUGUGCCCUUGUUGCGGCUGCCGCUGCUGCCGCUGCCGGUGGUCACCAGAGUGGCAAACGGGAGCCACCGGAUGUUGAGGAAAAUCAUGGACGAUAUGGACACGCGUCCGAUGCUUCACCAUCGCCUGAUCGUUCAAGCUGUGGCGGAAGGAUGACGGCCGACGAGCUGGCCCCGCUCAAGCAAAGGCACGACGAUCACUAUCGGAGUGGCGAAGAGGAUGACCUACCGGCCGAUGAUGGUUACGCCGAGCCCAACCAAACCGAUGCCAAACAGUAUGUGUGUGAGGUGUGUUCGAAAUCGUUCAAAAUACGCCACCAUCUGCUGGUGCACAGGCACACGCACGUGGACAAUCAUGCGGCACCGGGCCACGGUUUGCUGCACGGUGGAACCGACUUUAGCGGCCCGGUGACCGGCAACGGGAAACAGUCGUACAACUGUCCGAAAUGCGCCAAAGUGUUCGUCAACAAGGGCAAUCUGUUGAAUCACCUCGAGACGCACACGAACGAGAAGAGCUACGCGUGUGAUAUCUGCACGAAAACGUUCAAGUACAAUGUGCAGCUGCGGUUGCAUAUGCGCAUCCACACCGGCGAGCGGCCACACAAGUGUGAGAUCUGCAACCGUGGGUUUUCCCAGCUGUCGAACUUGCGAUCGCACCGAAAAACUCACUCCAAAGUAAAACCGUACAAAUGCCAUUUAUGCCUCAAAAGCUUCACCAUGCUGGACAACCUGACCGCGCACAGUGCCAAGUGUCUGAAGGACAAGUUCCGCUGCACGCUCUGUUCGAAAUCGUUCGCCAAAGAGGGCAACCUGCUGUCCCACCUGCAGUCCCACAGCGAUGGGAUCGUGGAGAAGAUGUUCAAGUGCGAAAUGUGUCCGAAAAGCUUCAAAAACAAGGAAGACUGGAAGCGGCACGUACGGGUGCACACCGGUGAAAAGCCGUACACCUGCGACAUCUGCUCGAAAGGCUUUGCCCAGAAGGCGAACCUGCUGUCCCACCGGAAGACACACCUCAAGCCAAACGUUAUUUACAAAUGUGAACGAUGUGCGAGGACGUUUCGUUCGCAGAAGGUGCUCCAAAUGCACGUACCGAAGUGUGUCGGUGUGGCGGCUGACGGAACUAGUGUUCCCUCUGCCCCGGUGACACCGGUAUCCGAAUCGCUUCCGGGCUCGCCGAGUCCUGCUGGUACAGCUGUCACGCUGUCCACCGCGGCGUCCGCUACCGUGGCCGUGACCAACAACACACCAACACUGUCGGAAGCGCUAUCCGAUCUGUUGCGGUACGAGAUAGCACUAAGAGCACCUUUGGAACUGCAGCAAAUGCUGCUCGGACAUAUCGACCGUAAGAAGCCACCGAACGGAACUGGCGGUAAGGCGGCAGGACGACGGUACCGAUGCGAUGUGUGCUUCAAAGGCUAUUCGCAGUAUCCGUCGCUGAUCAAACAUCGGAAGCUACACUUCAAAGUACCUCCACUGGUAAAGGUCCUGGCGGGAAAGGGCCGCCACGCGGACUACGGCGAACCAGACGACCCGGGUGCGGAUUGCGAUGGUGAGCCUGAUGGACUGGGACGCCGGGGAGCGACACCGGAGCUGCACGAUCCGAUCGAGCGGCCGUACAGCUGUGAUAUAUGCGGCGGAAGAUUUGAAGCAGCAUCUGCCCACCCACCCGACCGAUGCCGGCAGGAGCUUCAGCUGCGAGUACUGCGCGAACCGGUUCCGCUCGAACGAGGACCUGAAGCGGCACAGACGAUCGCACACCGGCGAGCGACCCUUCCGGUGCACCCGCUGCCCGAAAGCAUUCACCCAGCAGUCGAACCUGCGGGCCCACACGAGGAUCCACGAGCGCUAGGCAGUGCGCAACAGGUGGUGCCAGCCCGAUCAACAGCUUCCCCGGAUGCCGGGGGCAGAAUGAUGCGACAGCCCGUGCCAUCGGGCGAACCGGCAUGCGUAACAUAA